Nicotiana attenuata is the source of this 1084-nucleotide messenger RNA. RefSeq names its product proteasome subunit beta type-6-like. Gene Ontology annotation, molecular function: threonine-type endopeptidase activity. Bases 136 to 846 code for a protein of 236 amino acids. The record is from RefSeq and is a predicted model, not a curated record. NCBI's taxonomy places the organism in Eukaryota, Viridiplantae, Streptophyta, Magnoliopsida, Solanales, Solanaceae. The transcript has 8 exons. Gene Ontology annotation, cellular component: proteasome core complex.
UAUUUCUUACUCUCCAAGACAAUGAGCAGUUGCUGAUAUUCCCCUACUCUCGUUUUUCUUUAUUUCUUCUCUCACUCGACUGAUACCUUCAAAGUCUUGAUUUUUUCUUGCUCGUUUAAGCUUUAACCCUAAAAGAUGGACAAAUCUUUGCUCGAUGUGGAGCAGCCCCAUUCAAUGGGGACCACCAUCAUCGGCGUCACCUACAACGGUGGCGUCGUCCUCGGCGCCGACUCCCGCACCAGCACUGGAAUGUACGUGGCGAAUAGGGCUUCAGACAAGAUAACUCAGCUCACUGAUAAUGUCUAUGUUUGCCGUUCUGGAUCGGCUGCAGAUUCGCAAGUUGUCUCGGACUAUGUUCGCUACUUUCUACACCAACACACGAUACAGCUUGGCCAGCCAGCCACCGUCAAGGUUGCGGCGAACCUUGUUAGGUUAUUAUCCUACAACAAUAAGGCUAUGCUUCAAACGGGAAUGAUUGUUGGUGGAUGGGACAAAUAUGAAGGGGGUAAAAUAUAUGGGGUUCCUCUAGGGGGCACACUCUUGGAGCAGCCUUUUGCUAUUGGAGGAUCUGGAUCUAGUUAUUUGUAUGGUUUCUUUGACCAAGCAUGGAGGGAAGGAAUGACCCAAGAAGAAGCAGAGAAACUGGUUGCGACUGCAGUAUCUCUUGCCAUUGCCCGAGAUGGUGCGAGUGGCGGCGUAGUUCGCACUGUAACUAUAAACAAAGACGGGGCUACAAGAAAGUUCUACCCAGGUGAUACUCUUCCACUUUGGCAUGAAGAAAUAGAGGCUGUGAACUCUCUGCUGGAUAUUGUGCCUGCCGCAAGUCCUGAACCAAUGGUCAGUUGAAAUUGGAAAUCAACUGUCAACAUGUUUGAGCCUCUAGAAUUGUAUUUCCUUUCCUGAUAUACCAGUACUAGCUCCCUAUUGUGGAUUGUUCUUUGUCCCCUUCCUUUGUCCUCUUCCAAUUUUAUACACUCUUGGGGCGGACAGUUCCAAUUCUGUAAUGUCAUAUUUAUUUUUAUCACUAUGUUUGCUAACAUGGAGAAAGCAAGGGUAAUCAAACUCUGAAACUUUUCUUUUUCUA